Molecule: messenger RNA, 4110 nt
Organism: Urocitellus parryii (Arctic ground squirrel)
Lineage: Eukaryota; Metazoa; Chordata; Mammalia; Rodentia; Sciuridae
Gene: Ccdc149
Product: coiled-coil domain containing 149
Source: RefSeq, a predicted model, not a curated record
GAGGAGGAGGAAGGCGUCCAUGAAGCCGGCCCGCGCAUGGAGGAGGCCAUGAGCGGCGACCGCACCGAGAGCGACUGGCAGGGGCUGGUGAGCGAGUACCUGGUGUGCAAGAGAAAGCUGGAGAGCAAGAAGGAGGCGCUGCUGAUCCUGUCCAAGGAGCUGGACACCUGCCAGCAGGAGAGGGACCAGUUCAAGCUCAUGGCCAAUCAACUUCGAGAACGCCACCAGUCCCUCAAAAAGAAGUACCGGGAGCUGAUCGAUGGAGAUCCGUCACUUCCCCCUGAAAAGAGGAAACAGGCUAAUCUUGCACAACUACUGAGAGAUUCUCAGGACCGAAACAAACAUCUGGGAGAAGAAAUUAAAGAACUUCAGCAAAGGCUUGGAGAGGUCCAGGGUGACAAUAAGCUCUUGAGGAUGACAAUCGCCAAACAGAGGCUUGGGGACGAAGAGAUUGGCGCACGGCACUUUGCAGCCCACGAGCGUGAAGAUUUGGUGCAGCAGCUGGAGCGGGCCAAGGAGCAGAUUGAGUCCCUGGAGCAGGACCUGCAGGCCUCGGUGGACGAGCUCCAGGACGUGAAGGAUGAGCGGGCCUCCUACCAGAACAAGGUGCAGCGGCUGAACCAGGAGCUCAACCACAUCCUGGGUGGCCACGAGAACCGCAUCAUCGACGUGGACGCUCUGUGCAUGGAAAACAGGUACCUUCAAGAGAGAUUGAAGCAGCUCCACGAAGAGGUGAACCUCCUGAAAUCCAACAUUGCCAAAUACAAGAAUGCUCUUGAGAGACGAAAGAACUCAAAGGGCCAGGGCAAAUCCAGCAGCAGCGCUCUGACCGGAGUCCUGUCUGCAAAGCAAGUUCARGACCUGCUCUCCGAGGACCACGGGUGCAGUCUCCCCGCUACUCCGCAGUCCAUUUCUGACCUGAAAUCUCUGGCAACCGCCCUGUUGGAGACGAUCCACGAGAAAAACAUGGUCAUCCAGCACCAGAGGCAGACCAACAAAAUCCUGGGGAAUCGUGUGGCUGAGCUGGAGAAAAAACUAAGAACUCUGGAAGUUUCUGGUUUGUGGAGUCUUCCAGGCCUGAGCUACAAUGUUUCCGUGGGACUCGGGAGAGGCAAGGACACCCUACUGUUCAGCGACCCUGCUCUUCCCACCACACAGAGGUCGAGAUCCCCCCUGCUGAAGUUUGUCGACCAGCCCACAGAGACCAGAGUGAAUCCCAAGGAUGGGGAGGCUCAGAAGCAAGAAGGAGACGAAAGCCUGGCCGCCGCYGCCGGGGUGUUGACAGCGCCUGACGACGCUGCGAGCCCCGCUGUCAGCUCCCCAGCAAAUCCGAGCCCCGGGAACCCGCGAGAGCACUUUCAUCCUUCAUUACCCCAGUUACCUUCUGCGGAAGGAGAAGCAAACAGGCUUGGAAGGGAAAUAAUUAAACUGACAGAGGAACAGGCRGCCGCUGGACUGGAAGAGGUCAGGRGAGGGAGUCCCACCGAGGGCCGSAGGAGCGAGCCGGGGCUGUCCCCGCAGGGCCUGGCCUCCGCGGGGGAGCUCUCCGCGUCUCCCCUGGUCAGCYUGGAGGACACCAAGCCAGUGGCCGAGGAUUCCACACGGGAAGACGGCGAAGGGGUCCCCGAGGGUGGGGACACCAAGAGCGCCGUGCCAACUUGAGAGGGACCGGGGUCCGACKGGAUGGCACACAGGAGGCACCAGGGACGGUAAGGGAAGGAGGGGACSUCCAACACGCUCUCGGGCCGCCUUCUCCUAAGACACCUCCGCGUGUGCAAACCCUGCUCCCGCGGCAAACUGGGCACGUUCCGAUGAUUUAUUCCACGCGGGUCCUGGAGCUUCUCGGCGGCGUCAUCCCUUUCUGCGAAGACGCGCUGCUGUGACACGGCCCGGCGCGGGGAYGGUGGCUGCCAUAUGGCUGGUUCGCGGCAUCCGUCUUUCUGUCGGCAUUUGUUUUAUCCGAGAUCAGAUGUUUUUCUAUUAGCAUUUAAUGUUGUCGAUCAAAAUUAUGGGGAAGAGCUGGGAAGGGACGGGUUUUAAUCAGGCCUCCGUCGAGGUCAUGGCGAGGCGGCUGGAGGGAGAGGUGUGAUUGAGUGUAAUGCGUCCACGGGGCCCUCGGCUGCACUCCAUCAUGUCAGGGCCCCAGGACCUCGCAGCGUGGGUGUUCCUGGCUUCCCGCGGCAGCACUGUCUGUCACGGGCCGACUGGCAGGCGAAGGGGACUUGGGCGGGCUGAGAAGGCUGGCUUCUGGUUUGGAAUCUGCAGCCUGCGAGGCUGAAGGAUUAAUUGAUCUCAAGUGAAGGAGCCGGAAGGAGGGGAAGGGGCAGGGGACCCCAGCCGUGCUCUGACGUUUGUUUCUGAGAUGAGAUGAGGGCUAGAUCUAGAAAUGAUGGCCUCCCUAUUCUGCAUGUGCUGCCUACCUGCUUUGAUUGCCUUUKGGGGCUGGGGAAGAGCUGCUGCUUAUGGGUCAGUCUAGUUUCCUGGACCAGCCCUUCACACCUUCAGAACACUCAGGCCACUGCCCCUGUGCCACCAGAUGCUGGGGUUUUAGAGACAAGACAGAGCCCAUGGCCCUACAGGGCAAGAGAGAGGAAAACACCAUGACUUCACUACAGCGCAGCCCACGGACAGGACUGAGAACCAAGUGUACAAGGUCAAGGGCACAGAAAGAGGGAACAGUCCCCCCCACCCCACCCCAGCUGCUACUUUCCUUGGGGAUGAAAAUGAGMCUUUCCAGGUGGACCAGAGCUUCAGGGAAUUGCAGAGCAUCAGCCCACAGACCCUUCUCUGAGCCGGGCUAGGUUCCUCCCCCCAGGAUGGUCCAGUGCGGCAUCCCAAAGCUCAGAACCCCUCUGAACCACAGUCACUCUUUUGAAACGCCCCCUGCAGGGAAAAGAGAGCCUCCCAAGGUGGCAGGGCUUGGAAAUUCAUCCUAAGAAACCAAAGCUUGUUCCAGGGCCAUGGUCCUGGGUGGGAAACCUGUACAGGUGGCCAGCCCCGGCCUGCACUUCCUGUGGUUUUCGUCUCCUGUGACCCUCCUGGCUGAAUGACAGCCCAUCGGAUAUGGUACUGCCUGACUCUGAAGGAGGAAGGAGUGCAACCAGAAAGGCCACUGUGUGGGCCUCCAGCUGCUGCUCUCCCACUCACUAGAGGUCACCCCCCUUGAGAAAUGAGAGGGUCCUGGAGUCAGUACCCUGUUGCUCCUUGGGACAAGGACACGUCCUCAGUCCCUGACUGCAGAGCCCCCAGUGUUCCAUCCCUGCCUCUGUGUUCCAGUCUGUCCAUCACCCCUCAGACCCACCCCAUAAGUCCUGCUCAGGGGAGGUGGCUUCUGCAGCUCCGAAGCUCCCACAGGCCAGCAGUCGAGAACUUCUCUGGAUUGGGCCUCAACUACUGCACAGGACACCAGAGCCACCACAGGAAAACACAACCAGAUUUAAUACAAUAAUAACAAAAGGGAAAAUUUUGCCACACAGAAGUUCUGGUGUUGACACACAGUUAGCCAAGUGUUUAUGUUUAAGGCCUCGUUCAUCACCUUUUGGAAAGCUGGGCUUAUGAUAAACUCUAACACAUGUCAUCAGGACCAGAAAGCUCUGGGAGCCCCAGAGAGCCUGGGCUUUGGGGAGAUGGGGACAAAGGGAGCUUUGACUUAAAUUCUCUGUGUACAGUUAGCUUGGGAGGGUCACGUGUUAUUAGGUAGACCAGGAGCCAGUGAGUUAGGACCCUGUCACAUAGGAUCCAAGUCCAACAUGCCAUUCAUAUGUGUGUGUGACACUAUGUCCCCUCCAACACUGUUCGUCUGUCCCUCAGACAUUAAAGGGAGCAUCAGCAAUUUCUUGUGGUUGUCUGCCUGUCUUCUUAAGAGUUGUUGGAAAAGUUUGUGGUAUUCUUGUCCCCACUCCACCAGAUGACCCCACGCCAAUCAUGGUUCUCUCAGCAGCAAGUCACCCUUACAGGAAUGUCAACAAGAGGGAAGGGAGUUCUCUUGCAUAACAAGGACCUCUGAAGUGGGGCACUCCAGGGCUGGUUCAAAGACCAGCGGCAAUCUGGGUUUCCAUGUCCCUGGUUCACGUUCCCCAUGAUAAACAAGACAGCCGCGCCAGCCCCAGG